CAAGUUGAUCGGGUCAACCCAUUUGUACUAAAGAACAAAUUAUAAAAAUGACACCUUAAUUUGUCACUAUUGACAAAAAGAGCUGCAAUACAUUAAACUGGUAAGAGAACACAAAUUCAUAAUCAGAAACCCCAAGCUCAGCUGCCACAAAAAAUGAAACUCAUUUAUGUCUUCUUCUUUCUUUACCUUAAUCAUAUUCGCAACCAUCUUCAAGCUCAGCCAAGCACUGAAGGAAUCGCCUGCGCCAUUAACCAAACCAUAAAUCCAUGCCAAACCUACGCUUUUUACAGAGCCACGUCACCUAAUUACCUUGAACUGGCCUCCGUCGGCGAUCUUUUUUCCGUCAGCCGGUUGAUGAUAUCAGAACCAAGCAACAUCUCGUCUCCGGCCUCCCCAUUAAUCCCAAAUCAAUCUCUAUUUAUACCCAUUUCAUGUUCUUGCAAAACUGUGAACUCCACUACUAAUAUUUCUUACUCCUUUUCAAAUAUUUCAUACACUAUCAAAGCAGGCGACACCUAUUACAUCGUAUCCACUAAUAACUUCCAAAAUCUAACCACUUUUCAAGCGGUUGAAGUUGUGAACCCGACCCUUGUUCCUACGUUGCUUGAUAUCGGGCAAGAAGUUUUUUUCCCUAUAUUUUGUAAGUGUCCGAAUCAAACCCAGCUGCGAAAUCAGGUGAAUUUUAUGGUCUCUUAUGUUUUUCAACCUUCUGAUAACUUGUCAUUAGUUGCUUCAACAUUUGGAGUUCAGACAGAGUCUAUUGUUGAUGUAAAUGGUAACAAUAUUCAACCUUUUGAUACUAUUUUCAUUCCGGUUAAUAAACUUCCAAAAUUGCCCCAGCCUGUAGUUUUUCCUGCUGUGUCUACUGUGAAAAAGGAGAGAAAAGGGUUGAUAAUAGGAUUAUCUGUUGGGCUUGGUAUUUGUGCAAUUCUGUUGAUUUUGGUUGGUGGGGUUUGGGUUUUGAGAGAAGGUAAGUUGAGGAGGAGACAGAGGGAGAAUUAUGAGGAGGAACGGAUUUAUAAAGGAGAGAGAGGUUUGAAGGAUAUGGAAAUAAGUUUGAUGGCUGAUGUUUCAGAUUGUUUGGAUAAGUAUAAGGUGUUCAAGAUUGAUGAGUUGAGAGAAGCUACUGAUGGGUUUAAUGAGAGUUUCUUGAUUCAAGGCUCUGUUUAUAAAGGAUCCAUUCAUGGAGAGGAUUAUGCCAUCAAGAAGAUGAAGUGGAAUGCCUAUGAAGAGCUUAAGAUUUUACAAAAGGUAAACCACGGCAAUUUGGUGAAGCUAGAAGGCUUUUGCAUAGACUCGGAGGACGCUAGUUGCUAUCUAAUCUAUGAAUACAUAGAAAAUGGUUCACUCUACACAUGGUUACAUGGCAACAAGGAUGAAAAGCUAAACUGGAAGACAAGGUUACGGAUUGCCAUUGACAUAGCCAACGGUCUGCAAUACGUUCAUGAGCAUACUAGGCCAAGGGUUGUGCACAAAGAUAUUAAGAGUGGCAACAUUCUUUUAGAUUCAACAAUGAGAGCGAAAAUUGCCAACUUCGGACUAGCAAAAUCAGGUUGCAAUGCGAUAACAAUGCAUAUAGUUGGUACUCAGGGCUACAUUGCACCGGAAUAUCUAACUGACGGAGUAGUCUCAACAAAGAUGGAUGUUUUCGCAUUUGGUGUUGUUCUGCUCGAGCUCGUAUCUGGCAUGGAAGCUAUUGACGAAGAGGGUAAAGUUUUGUGGGCAAAAGUUGGUGAAAUUUGGGAUGGAAAUGAGGAAAGGAAGGAGAAGAGAUUGAAGGCAUGGCUGGAUGGGAGCAUUAUGGACGAGUCGUGUUCGAUGGAGAGUGUAAAAAAUGUAAUGAAUAUUGCUGUUGCCUGUGUGCAUAAAGAUCCUUCAAAAAGGCCUAGUAUGGUUGAUGUUGUGUAUGCUUUGUGCAAGAGUGAUGAUUUGUUUUUUGACAUUUCAGAAGAUGGAUUUGCUGAUCAUCAAAUUAUGGCAAGAUAAGUUAAAGUUUUGUAGUUUUCAGAAUAUGUAUAUUUGAGUGUGUGAUAAUUGAUGCAGUAUAUGUACAAUAAAAUAUUGUGAAACAUAAACUGAAUAACUAUUUUUUUUUCUUAGGGAGCAUUUUAUCAUA
Mercurialis annua (annual mercury) is the source of this 2116-nucleotide messenger RNA. RefSeq names its product serine/threonine receptor-like kinase NFP. Bases 154 to 1986 code for a protein of 610 amino acids. The transcript is spliced from 2 exons. The record is from RefSeq and is a predicted model, not a curated record. Gene Ontology annotation, biological process: protein phosphorylation. Gene Ontology annotation, molecular function: protein kinase activity; ATP binding. NCBI's taxonomy places the organism in Eukaryota, Viridiplantae, Streptophyta, Magnoliopsida, Malpighiales, Euphorbiaceae.